This is a messenger RNA of Penicilliopsis zonata CBS 506.65, 1410 nucleotides long. RefSeq lists its product as hypothetical. Bases 1 to 1410 code for a protein of 469 amino acids. The transcript has 3 exons. The record is from RefSeq and is a predicted model, not a curated record. NCBI's taxonomy places the organism in Eukaryota, Fungi, Ascomycota, Eurotiomycetes, Eurotiales, Aspergillaceae.
AUGCAGAUGAAUACCUGGAGGGCGGGACAAGCGCCACAGAAACGGCUGAGAAUCAGCGGUCGAAACGAGUCACAUACACCGUCAACGAAGGAAUGUGAGGAAGAUAUCACAGAGGAGGAGUCCGACUAUGUACCUGUAGAGCCACCUAAUCAGGAGCGAAUAGAACUAGGAAGUUCCCCAUCUUCCUCCGUGGCCGGUGCUCUGUGGCCAAUCUACCGGCCUAGCAUGGAAAUACCGUCUUUCCCGUCACAAUCAAUCUUCCACUCCCUAGGGCUUGAAGUGAACUUGGAGGAAGGGGCUCUUCUGCAACAGUACCUGACAACGUAUCCAUCGAUGGUAUACGGCACAAACACAAAUGGAAGCAUCCAUCUGCUGAGUGAUCGUGGCCUUGCCCAUGCUCAGACGUCUCCGAUAGCCUUACAAGGGAUCCUAAUCAAGACAGAGACGUACGCCGCCAGAGCUGCCGGUCGACCGAUACCAGCCUCCGUGUUCCAACGCCGAGCCAGGCUAUAUCAGCUGCUGAAUCAAAUGAUUAGCGAGAGCCAAGGCCAGCUGACAAGGGAAAUUGUAUUGGGCGCCCUCACGGCAAUCAUCGUCGAAGCACGCACAUUCAACGAUGACCUGGUCAAUGUCCAUCGGAGAGGAUAUGAGCAAAUUAUCCCAGCCGACGGCGGGCUGGAAAGGGUGCUGAGCAUGUUUUCUCCCCCGACCUCACAAAUACAUCAUAUUCUGGUGUACUUGGUUGGUGGUCAUCAGAAACCCUCUAAACCGAGUCGCUGGCGGGAUGCCCUGGAACGAGCGCUGGAGAUGGUCAAUGAACUAGCUGCGGCGAGCAGCACUUAUGUGAUGGGGGCUGCGCAGGAUGCGGCAGCGAGUGCCUGGGACAGAGUCUUCCACAAUCCAACCCAUCGCAAGCUCCUGGAUGCAGCGCCGCUGUCGUUAUUCAUGCAGCAUCAGGAAAAAGGCUACCUCGGCCCGCUUCUGCAGAAGAGCCAUUUUCUUGCCGUCUUCCUUGUUGUAUGGUUCCUGUGGGAAACGCGAGACGAUCCCGCUCAAACCCAAUACUUUCUGGAGCACCUGGCUCGGACCACCAGGUCCACUGCAUAUAAUGGGCAGGGCCAUAUGACCCUUAAUCUAGAAGGAUUUCUAUUUCUCGUGAUUGAAGUCUUGUUCAACGUAUAUGAACAGUACAACCCUGCCACGGUGGUCACCGAGCGCCAGAGCCGUCUGGUCCGCACAUCAAUGAACUUGACGAAGCUGUGCAAUGUUCUCGAGGACUCCAACCGGACUGCACUCGUUCGGUUCCUGUGCAGCUGUGCUAACGGCUCCCUUGGACAGGAUCCAGAGGGUUUGCCGGCCAUCGACACGGCGUUGUUAUGGUAUGAUGUGUACAAUACAAGCAGUUCAUAG